Messenger RNA from Notodromas monacha, 3438 nucleotides. The record is from the annotation of a GenBank genome assembly. NCBI's taxonomy places the organism in Eukaryota, Metazoa, Arthropoda, Ostracoda, Podocopida, Cyprididae.
AGGCGCCAAAAUACACCCAUGACAAUCGACGAUUUCACUCGUAAUUUGGCCGGUGUGAAUGGAGGGAAGGACUUUGACAAAGAAAUGCUUUCCAAAAUGUAUCACGCCAUUCACAACGAAGAAAUCGUCAUGCCUGCUGAGCAUUCGGGAAUUUUGCGGGAAAAUUACGAAUGGAAGGUGCUGCUUCGUCGUGGGGAAACAUCAGAGGGCACGUACACGCAUGCGAUGGCCGGUGUGUUUGACCACGACUUCAACGAAGAAAUCGUCAUGCCUGCUGAGCAUUCGGGAAUUUUGCGGGAAAAUUACGAAUGGAAGGUGCUGCUUCGUCGUGGGGAAACAUCAGAGGGCACGUACACGCAUGCGAUGGCCGGUGUGUUUGACCACGACUUGUUCUCGCUAGUUUGGGGCCCAGUAGUGGCUGCACUGAGCUACGCCUUUGACCGAUCCGUGCAACCCCAGCUGGUGAAGAAGGCAGUGCGGGGAUUUCGGAAAUGUGCCAUGAUUGCGGGCCACUAUGGAAUGAGUGACGUGUUCGACAACUUGACCAUCACUUUGUGCAAGUUCACCACGCUUCUGAGCAGCAACGAAGUGAGCGAGAUUACCGAGGGAUUGUUUUUGUCUCCGGAAGCUGCGCUGAUCACCUUUGGAGGAAACGCCAAGGCGCAUCUGGCCCUGCAAACAGUGUUCGCGCUGGCCCACAAACACGGAGAUAUUCUGCGCGAAGGAUGGAAGAACCUGCUGGAAUGCAUUUUGCACCUGUUCAAGGCGAAGGCUUUGCCGAAAUGUUUGAUUGAAGGAGAGGACUUCGUGGAUCCGAGUGGAAAAGUUAGCUUGAUCCGAGAGGACGCGCAGUCGCAAGCGAGUCAGCGAACGGAUUCCGGGUUGUUGAUAUCGCUGUAUUCUUACAUUACCUCAGAUGCCACUAGUACAAAGGGGCCGACGCCAGAAGAAGAGCAACUGCUCAAAGCUGCGAAAAACUGUGUGAAAGAAUGUUACCCAGAACAACUCAUUACUGAGUCGAAAUUCCUACGCAUUGAGUCACUCCAGGAAUUGGUGAAGGCUCUAAUAUUGGCGUCAGCACGCCAAGAACCAGGAGGCAACUUUGACGACAAGAGCACGAUAUUCUUUAUGGAAAUGCUCGUGAAAGUUGUGUUGCAGAAUCGCGAUCGGGCGCAAGCGGUGUGGAAGCCAGUGUGUGACCACGUGUGUGGCCUGAUAUGCAGUGCCUCUGGAGUCGGAGAAAGAGCCUUUUUGCUUGAACGCUGUGUCGUGAGCCUACUUUGUAUGGCAACACGAUUGAUGCGGCGGGAAGAGCUCACUGGACAAAUACUGGGUUCCCUCCGGGUUUUAUUUGUUUUGCUCUCGCCCGACGCUCAUUUCCGGUUCCCGACGCACGGGUGCUCUCUCAAGUUGCAUCGAGAGAUUUCCUUUGGUCUGCAUGAAUUACUGAAGACGAAUGCGGCCAACAUUCAUUCGGGUCCGGAUUGGACGAUUUUGUUCUCGCUCUUGGAAUGUUUUGGGGCAGGGGCCCGACCGCUGCCAGCACUGAUUCCGAUUGCGUUCAAAGGUCAUCACGCCUCUAAAAAAGAAGGCUUUGAGGAAUCAGUGGGACGAGGCUCGUUGAGUGACGCUGGACAAACAAGUGCUGUGGAAAGCAGCAGCUGGUCUUCUGGCGACCGAGGUUAUUUGUCCGACUCGGAAGUGUUUGAGCAAGGCAGUGCUGGAGAAAACCGACGUGGACGAAGGAUGGAAGGUGCGAUGAACCGGGUGCCGAGUGCGGAUUUAGUUUACAAACCCUCGCCGCCACCGCCGCCGAUUAACGAUGAUCCGACUCAGUCUUCAGGGUGGCUCUGGGUUGGGAAAGAUGGCGAGAUGGAGCCGGUAAUCGUGAGUGCCUCGUCGCCACAUCCCAUUUUAGGCGCCCACGAUCCCGCUGCAUUUUUGCGAAGUUGCGACACGUUGACAUUCCUUGUUCGGGAUGCCGCCCACGUGACUCCGUUCAAUUUCGCGGCGUGUUUGCGAUGCAUAAAGACGUUUGUGGAGGCCAGUAUUGACACGGGAUCAGUGAACGAUAGAUUGACUGGCAAGGAGCUGGGUAACUCGAGGAAGAAGAAGACUGCGUCCAAUAAUGCUGGGCGCCGUGGCAAGGAGUCUUCGCACGCGAUGAAGGCCCGAGCUGCGUCUCCGACUGCUGGAGACUACAAAUCUGGUGAUGGUUCAGCGUAUGAUGCGGACGAGAGUGAUUCUGAUGACUUACCUGGAGGCUAUCAUCAGGCAGCCAUACAGCUACUGGAUUUGCUGCAUACGUUGCACACGAGGGCAGCAAACAUCUUCUCGUCGUGGGCAGAAGAAGGCGAAGCGUCAGUGUAUCUAGAAUCGCUUUGGGAAACAGCGUGGUGUCCAUUGCUUCAGGCCAUUGCGAGACUCUGUUGCGAUCAUCGGUGCCUCGUGAGGACGAAUGCCGUCACUUCGUUGCAGAGGGCGCUGCUUGUACCGGACUUGCAAGUACUGACACCUUUGGAGUGGGAAGGAUGCUUUCACCGCGUCCUGUUCCCGUUAUUGGGCGAGUUGUUGGCGAGUGCAGGAAGCCCUGGGCUGAGUAGUCUGGGACCCGUAAGUGGCCUGGAGGAGACGCGUAUGAGGGCGGCGACGUUGCUGUCCAAGGUGUUUUUGCAACAUUUGACGCCGCUACUGGCCCUGCCGACGUUCACUGCGCUCUGGCUGUCGAUUUUGGAUUGUAUGGAGAAAUUUCUGAGCUGCGACAGCCGCACCGACCUCUUGUGUGAAGCCAUCCCGGAGUCGCUGAAAAACAUGCUCCUGGUAAUGGAAACUGCUGGCGUUUUUCGUGGUCCUGAAGCAGGGUCACAUAACCAGUUAUGGGACCUUACCUGGGAACGUAUAUCUGCGUUCAUGCCGAGUUUGAAAGAAGAGUUAUCACGAGCCCAAAUGCAGCGCCCUGUUUUGCCUCUGACGACGCCUGCAAGCGGUGCUAAUGAUGGAGAAAAUUGGAGGAGAUUGGAUGGAGUACCGGAGUCGAAUGUCAAAUCUGUCGUGGAAACUGGCCUGUCGGAGUUGACUGAAGCUGUCGUGAGUGCUGCGUCGACACCUGCUACUGCGGACGAAGAUUGCGGUAGCAACAGUGGAGGAUUUGAAAUUAUUGGAUCAGCGUCGACGACGUCCUCGUCUCCGAUACCCGCAGUUUCCGAAGGCGAUGCCAAAGAUGGCCAUCCGACGAAUGAUACACUAGUGGAGGAAUCGGAUGCUUUGAAAGAGGAGAAAGGAGUCGAUGUCGCCAAGUGCAGUCCGUUACCCCUGCUGUUGACCCCGCACUUGAUUGAGCCCGUCGGAUUGCCCGUCUUUUCGCCGCAACACUAUUUCGGCGCCUCUUCGAAUGACGGGUCGCCUGGGGACGAUUUCCUCUCUGGUUCGAAGCAUUGA